AUGGGUGUCAAAGUCGAUCCAGAUCUGUUUGGUUUUCAUUCGUGCGCUCCUCUUCGAACUCAGCCGAGGCAAUGUAAUUGGUCGAAGAGGAGUACUGGAUCCACCGCCACCACCACUGGAGAAGGAAUCUGCGAGCCUAUUAGCGGAAGAGAUAGCGGUGGCAGUGGGAGUUGCUCUUCCAAGAAGUAUAGGUGUGGGUAUUGGGAGUUGCAGCAGCAUAGGCGUAGUGUGGGCAGCAGCUUAGGCGUGGGUGGUGUGGGCAUUGGGAGUUGCAGCAGCAUAGGCGUGGGUGGUGUGGGCAUUGGGAGUUGUAGCAGCAUAGGCGUGGGUCUUGGCAGUGUGGGUUGUUGA
Messenger RNA from Camellia sinensis, 351 nucleotides. The record is from RefSeq and is a predicted model, not a curated record. Lineage: Eukaryota; Viridiplantae; Streptophyta; Magnoliopsida; Ericales; Theaceae.